Molecule: messenger RNA, 3106 nt
Organism: Saccostrea cuccullata (small rock oyster)
Lineage: Eukaryota; Metazoa; Mollusca; Bivalvia; Ostreida; Ostreidae
Exons: 23
Coding region: 56-3106 (1016 amino acids)
Molecular function (GO): scavenger receptor activity
Source: RefSeq, a predicted model, not a curated record
AAUUUAAACCAUAUGUGUAUGAUUAAACGCUCAUACCAAAUUGAAGAUUUUACUCAUGUAUUUCGUAAUUUUAAAAAUGGAUAAAGAUAGCAUGCUCGAAAUUAUUGUGCUACUUUACCUAAGCAAUGCUGUUCAUUUGUAUGCUGCCAUUGAUGGAAAUGCGAUUUGUUUCGAUGAUAAGAAUAAUACGAAGUGUUGCAUGAACUAUGUUUAUAAAUCUGAGGAGGACCGAUGCAUAGAAUGUGUUGGAGGACUUGGAGAGGAUUGUUCAGAGCCCUGUCCAGACGGAUUCUACGGAGAUUCCUGUAGGAGGAAAUGUAACUGUUCUUAUAAUACGUGUCACCAGGUUUGGGGUUGUCUCGGAGGUACAUGGAGUAACAAGGAUGGUGUCUGUUACGACAAGUGGAUAGGUCUUUUCUGCUGUGCAAACUACAUGUACGUAGAAUCUGAGCACAGAUGCCAAGAAUGUGUAGGAUGGUUUGGUGCUAAUUGCAGUAGUAAAUGUCCUGAUGGGUUUUACGGAAAACAGUGUAUCGAGAAGUGUUCCUGUGAGGCUAGACAUUGUGAUAAAGUGUUGGGCUGUCUGUCUGAUACAUCGGUUGUACAGUCAAAUGAGAGACGCAAACUAGAGAGGGCUUUUCCAUAUGCCUUAUCCGCCUUGCUUUCUGUCGUAGUUUUAUUGGUUUUAAUAGCUCUAGGAAUGGCUUACAGGUUGAAAAGAAAACACAUUGAAAUUUCAAAAGCCAGCAAUUCUACACAAGAUGACAACGGACAGAGAGGUACAGGUACCUCAGAUGUAUAUGCCACUGUGUUACAUCCAAUCAAGAAACCUCUUCGGGGUAUACAACAAAACGAUAUGACCUAUGAUAAUACACUGAUUCCUGAAACAUCAAACCAAGAAUAUGGAAGAUCGAAUACUUUGCAAAGUAGCACUUCCUUCAUUUAUAAAGAAAAACAAACGCUUCGAGACCUCAACACCCCAUACAGCAUGUGUAUAGGACUAGAAGACGACUACAAUGAUACCGUUUGCAUUCCUUCAUCCUCAGACUCGCAAAGAGAAAACAUUGGCAUCCAGAGCAGCUCAGUGGAUAGCUAUGACGUCACAUUGUAUGAUGACAUAGACAUUGAGGGAGACUGUGUUGAUCAGAGAGAGACAUAUGGAACUGAAAACCAGUUACAUCAUACCAUUGACGCAUGGAACGCCAUAGGCAAACAGGACAGCAAUCAAGAAACAGCUAGAAGAAAAGGAAAAUUAAACGUAUUCUCAGGUGCCUUGCUAAAACGUUUUCGAAGAGCAGCGUCUUCUGAUGACGAUGGCGAAGAAGCUAAGGAUCCGAACGAAAGCAGUCUGGAGUCACCUAAAAGACGAGGAAAGUUAAAUGUUUAUGUUGACGCAUUACUAAAACGUGUGCGGAGAGCUCCUCCUCACAAUGACGAAGAUCCUAAUAAACCUACAGAGGAUUAUUUUGCUAUGAGGAUGUCCAUGGCUCCACCAAAAGAUAACGUUCAUCACUUUACAGGUUGCGACGAAGAAGAUGAGGAUGACAUUGAAGAAGAAGAAGAUAUAUCUUCGAUGGAUAGGCCACCAGAACAGAAUGGGUGUAUCCCCAAGGAUCUUCUUUAUAGGAACUUGCAGCAGACACUUCUACUUCUCGGUUGUUACCAAAUUAGCAGUGAGACCAAUAUGAAUAUGAAUGACACAGGGCUCUGUAUUACCAAAAAGAAAGCAGAAUGCUGUACAAAUUACAAAUUAAUCAGCGGCAAGUGUAUACAUUGCCUUGGAUCCUUUGGAAAAAACUGCACACAGCCGUGUCCAUAUGAAUAUUAUGGUUAUGGAUGUUCGAAGAAAUGCAAAUGUACAUGGAACAAGUUCUGUGAUCCAAAACAAGGAUGUCAAACUGUAUAUAAUACAAUGAUUCCAGCUGUAACCGGGGGAGUUGUUUUGACUGUUGUGCUUUACAGCUUGUCUCUCGUGUUAUACUCCAAAUCCAAAGCAUACACAUUUACAACAAUGAUUUAUGACAACAUUACACAACUUAAGAAACUUGACCAUUCUUCAAAGACCUUUAAGAGAGGAUAUGAGGAACCAGACAAUAACUUGAAUGAGUACUCCCAGGCUAAUAUUUCACAAUCUGGGGAGGCAUAUGAUAGGACUCAUUGCUUUAAAGAUGGAGGGAUACUAGGUGGCGAUGUGAAUAAUACAAAGUGUUGCACAAACUACUUAUAUAAUGCUGAGGAGGACCAAUGUAUAGAAUGUGUCGGAAGAUUUGGAGAAAACUGUUCAGAGCCCUGUCCUCAUGGGUAUUAUGGAGCUUCCUGUAAGAGUCAAUGUAACUGUUCUAGUGAAACGUGUCAUAAAAUCUGGGGCUGUUUAGAAGAGUGUGUAGGACGGUUCGGUAUUAACUGCAGUAGGGAAUGUCCACGUGGAUAUUACGGGAGACAAUGUAAUGAGAAGUGCUCCUGUGAUGCUAUCCAUUGUGAUAACGUUCGGGGCUGUCUAUUGCCUACAACGGUGGUACAGAAAAACGAGAGACGCGAGCUAGAGAAGCAUUUUCCAGUUGUAUUAUUCACCUCGCUUUCGGCAGCAGUUUUGUUGGUUUUGAUAGUUCUAGGCAUUGCUUACAGGUUUAAGAACAAACACAUUGAAAUUCCAAAUGCCAACAAUUCAACACAAGAUGACAACGAAGCGACAGGUUACUCAGAUAUAUAUGCCGCUGUAAUACGUCCAAAAAGGAAACCUGUUAGGGGUAUACAGCAAAACGAUAUGACGUAUGAUAAUACAUUGAUUCCCGAAACAUCUAAUCAAGAAUAUGGAGGAUCGAAUACUUUGCAAAGUAGCUGUUCCUUUAUUUAUAAAGAAAAACAAACGCUUCGAGACCUCAACUCCCCAUACAGUGUGUGUAUAGGGCUAGAAGACGCGUACGGUGACACUGUUUGCAUUCCUUCAUCCUCAGACUCGCAAAGAGAAAACGUUGGCAUCGACCACAGCUCAGUGGAUAGCUAUGACGUCACAGUGUACGAUGACAUAGAUAUUGAGGGAGACGGUGUUGAUCAGACAGAGAGAUAUGAAACUGAAAACCAGAUACAUCAUAACAUUGACGCAUGA